AUGGCGAUCUUUGUGCCCCGACAAGCGUAUGAUCAUUUGUCAUCUAUCCCACGAUCCUAUUUCUUAGGACAUCAUGCUGCUGGCCUGUCGAAGAUGAAAGGCCUAUUGGCUUCAAUCGAUCUUGUCGUGGAAUGUCGAGACUAUAGAACACCCCUUGUGUCGAGGAACCCUCUCUUCGAGCAGAAUCUUGGCGAGCGACCUCGUCUGAUUGUGUACACCAAGCAGGAUCUGGGUAGUAAAUUCAGUUCUGAAGAUAAGAAGAGGGAGGAGAUAAUCCGAAAAUGGGACGCACCCUCGACUUCCUUGUUCUCCGACGUUAAGUCCCGAAACGCUAUUCGAUCCAUCCUCGAUUUCACAAGAUCGCACGCGCAGACCUCAAGCUCACUCUUUGGUACUCGCCUUAUGGUUGUUGGAAUGCCAAACGUCGGCAAAUCUUCUCUCCUCAACGCACUUCGAAACGUUAGUCUGGGAAAGAAGAAGGUGGCUCAGACAGGAGACCAACCUGGGGUGACUCGAAAAGUUGGUACUAGUGUUAAGAUUCUGGAGGGCGAGCAUGGUAGAGAAGGUGCUUAUCUGAUCGAUACUCCAGGUGUUUUCGUGCCGUAUGUGCCGGACGCUGAGAGUAUGCUGAAGCUAGCACUUUGUGGCAAUGUCAAGGACACCGUUAUACCUCCCACAACCAUCGCCGAUUAUCUACUGUAUCAUCUGAACCUGCAAGACCCAAAACUUUACAAUCAUUACUGCGAGCCGACCAACGAUAUCUUUGUUGUUCUUGAGGCUCUGGCUCGCAAGCAAGGUCGUCUCAAAAAGGGAGGCCUUCCAGACUUCGAGUCGUCUGCUUUGCAAUUUGUUCAGAGAUGGAGAGGUGGCCAAAUGGGCGCAUUUGUCCUGGACAAGGUUACCGAAGAGGCGCUGGCUGAAAGAGGCAGAAUGCUCGAAAUGAUGGGAGGCAGUAUGAACCAGGCAAGGAAAACUGUCAAGCAGCUACGCAAAGACGCAUACCUGGUGGACACUUAA
This is a messenger RNA of Lithohypha guttulata, 1017 nucleotides long. RefSeq names its product Mitochondrial GTPase 1 (gene mtg1). Gene Ontology annotation, cellular component: mitochondrion. Bases 1 to 1017 code for a protein of 338 amino acids. The transcript has 2 exons. The record is from RefSeq and is a predicted model, not a curated record. Gene Ontology annotation, biological process: mitochondrial translation. Gene Ontology annotation, molecular function: GTP binding; GTPase activity. Lineage: Eukaryota; Fungi; Ascomycota; Eurotiomycetes; Chaetothyriales; Trichomeriaceae.